AUGUCGUCUCCACCUCCGAUCGAUCCUUAUCUCGCUCUAGGCAUUUCUAAAGAUGCAGAUCUCAGUACAAUCCGUAGUGCUCAUCGAAAGUUGGUUCUCAAAUUCCACCCCGAUCGGAUAAAGGACGAAGCAGAACGUGUCAAGGGAAGAGAGGAGUUUCAGAAGGUUCAACAAGCAUAUGAACUCCUUAGUGACCCAGCCAAACGAUCCCGCUACGAUGACAAGGUCAGGUUGGCCGAAUUGCGGAAGGAGGCUCUCGGACGAGAACUUCCGGUCAGGUCGUCGACAUAUCCUACACGGCCCUCUCAGUUUAGUGCUGGAGGCGAGUACAGAGGUGGAGAUUAUUAUGAGGAGAGAGUGCCUAGAGGUGCGGCCUUCUUUGACGAAGAAGACAGAUUCCGAGAAGAGCCAUCCCGUGCCUCAGCAAGAAAGGCAGAAAACUAUGAGAGAAAGCCUUCAGGUGGAUAUGUAGAGAGGAAGAGCACAGGCUGGAAAGCUGGCGGUAUUCCGAUUGAAAUUGCUCUGAAAUUGCAGAAGCAAGCUGCGCUUGCUAAGGAAAAGAUCAAGGAAAAGGAUGUUCGAGCUGCGACUGCGAAAAGCAGAGACCAAGAACGAAAGCGAGACGCGUCUGAUAAGCACAAUAGUCGAAGAGCGUAUGUGGAGGACGACUCGAAUAGCGACACUGACACCGAAACGUAUGUCAGCGUGAAUCGCAAGGCAGCAAAAGCCAGAUCAGCGUCUUCUACGCCAAGAAGAUCUCGACCAGAACACCCUCGAAGGAAGGAAUCUAAGUAUAGUGACGAUGACGACGAUGACGACUGGAGCAGGGACAAGCACCAAGCUUGGCACGCCUCUGCUCGUGAUUACAUUCAAAAAGCUGCACCAGAUCGACCUCGGCAGACGCACCGACAGGAUUCUUCUCAUUCCUACUUCGAGCCAAGAGAUGAUAGACCUUACGCUCGUCGAAGUGGAAGUGAUAGGGAAGACAGACGCAACGAAAGGGAUCGACCGAAAGUGUCUAGUUCAACAAGACCCUCUUAUCCCGAAGUAGAGGUUCCUAGAGAUGUGAGGUCAAGAAAGAUGCCGGCCAUGCCAACGGCAACAUCUGCACCGGCAAACAUCAAGAUCCCUGAAGACCGUAGAGACGUACCCCAACCUCAUCGCUCAACCACUACGCAAGCAGUCCGUGAUCAUCGUAACGCAGUCCCAACAAUGCCUCGGUCUCAAACCAUGCCAUCUGGGGCUUCAGCCCGUCGAAGCGAUAAUGCACCAUCCCGUGGUUCAAACCUGAAGCACGAAACACACGACUCAGGAUACGGAAGCUCAAGUCCGGCAACCCCUGACACGAUUGGAACCAGUCCUCCCAAAUAUGCAUCUGCGAUAAGAUAUCAGAUUGUAGACGAAGCAGAAGAGUUCUCUACCCGCGGGCAUCGCACUAUCCGUGUGGACCCUGAGGAAUCACGUCGUCGGGCCAAAAGCCCUCCGGUGGAGCCGCAACGGCCUACGCUCUCCAUGUCUGGCAAACGACCAUCUCGAGCCGCAACAGCCUAUACUCCUCACUCGCCGGUGGAUGUCCCUCCAGCCCGUCCUUCGCCGUCUCGUCACGAAUCUAGCCGAAUGUCGGCACAGCCCCGCGAACCUCCACGUCUUGCCAGGGGUGUAAGCAGUCAGCGUGGCGUGCAGAACCUCUAUCGAGAGAUCUCACCCAACGGCCAGGAAAGCAGCUACAAGCCAAGAGUUUCUAGCGAAAAAGUCGCCUCAGCACGAACUAGAACGCAAGAUGGCACUCACAGCCCUCUUUACAGUAGGGCACCUCGUGAUGCAGGUCGCGAUGACGAUCACUAUCCUGGUUCAAGUUACAGGUCUGAGCUACGCAAUCCAGGGAUGGGUACCAGAAGACCAUCCGUGUAUUGA
Endocarpon pusillum Z07020 is the source of this 1914-nucleotide messenger RNA. RefSeq lists its product as uncharacterized. Gene Ontology annotation, biological process: protein refolding. Lineage: Eukaryota; Fungi; Ascomycota; Eurotiomycetes; Verrucariales; Verrucariaceae. The record is from RefSeq and is a predicted model, not a curated record. The transcript has a single exon. Gene Ontology annotation, cellular component: cytoplasm. Bases 1 to 1914 code for a protein of 637 amino acids.